Molecule: messenger RNA, 1812 nt
Organism: Mangifera indica (mango)
Lineage: Eukaryota; Viridiplantae; Streptophyta; Magnoliopsida; Sapindales; Anacardiaceae
Product: elongator complex protein 5
Exons: 10
Coding region: 34-1143 (369 amino acids)
Biological process (GO): tRNA wobble uridine modification
Cellular component (GO): nucleus; elongator holoenzyme complex; cytosol
Molecular function (GO): tRNA binding
Source: RefSeq, a predicted model, not a curated record
GUUACUGUAACUGUAUUCAGUGACUCAUCAACCAUGGCUGACACUAUCUGCAGGACGCUUCGUGACGGAGGCUUAGAAGGAGAACACGCCCCUGCUCUCACUAUUAAGGAUUCUAUAGCUACACCGUUCGGUCUCGAUGUCUUCACUCACGUGCUCACUCAGCUCUCCAACUAUAUUUUGGCGGGAAAAUCUCAGUCACGAGGUAUCGUUAUCGUUGGCUUUUGUCGGAGCCCGUCGUUUUACGUGGAUUUGUUGAAGGGAGGAGGGAUUGACGUCACUACAGCUCAUAAAUGGAUUCAGAUAUUGGAUUGUUACACGGAUCCGCUUGGUUGGAAAGUUAAGUUAAACAUUGAGGAUCUUUCUCAGGAAACUUCCGUCUUGUCUACUUCUUGUAAGGACGUGAGAGAUUUAGAUAACUUGUACUCUUCAAUUAUUGAAUUGGGUAAAGUAUUGGUUGGACAAGGGAAAGGUCGUUUUACUGUUGCCAUUGAUUUGGUAAGUGAAAUGUUAAGACAUGCAUCCAUCACAUCAGUUGCAGGCCUUCUAAGCAACCUUCGUAGCCAUGGUCAAGUUUCUAGUAUCUUUUGGUUGUUACAUUCAGAUCUUCAUGAAGCCAGGGUCACCAAUGUUCUUGAGUAUUUAUCCUCAAUUGUUGCCAGCCUGGAACCAUUUACAAGAUCUAUGACUGCACACAGAGGUGAUUUAGAGAACCUCUCAUUGCUUGAGCAGAACCUUAGGAAAGGAAGGUUUAAUGUUCGGUUCAAGCGAAGGAACGGACGUGUUCGAGUUAUGUGUGAAGAAUUACUUGUGGAGCUGUCAGGCAUCAGCUUUACACCUGUUUUGUUGUCUGAAGAUGAAAUAAUCAAUCAACGCCUUUUGCCAAAGGUGCAGUUCAAUCUUCACCUAUCAGAGAAAGAGCAAACUGAAAGGGCUAAGGUUGUGCUUCCAUUUGAGCACCAAGGAAAUGGUGAACCUGUACAAAUUUAUGAUGGUCGAAGGUCUCUCAAUGAGGAUACACUCGUUUCAACUCAGAGUUUGCAAACAGAUGGGAACUCUGGCAAGGGUCAGAUAAUAUAUUUCCGUGAUUCAGAUGAUGAGAUGCCAGAUUCAGAUGAGGACCCAGAUGAUGAUUUGGAUAUAUGAUAAUGUUUGCGUCAAUUGUGUUUGUGGAUCAAUGCCGAAGUUCCGCAACUUGAUCUUUUGUUGGGUUCCAUUGCCUAAUUAUCUAGUAUCCUUUCAUGUAGCCCGAUGGAGGAGAGUCCAACCACUGGAUUGUAAUCCCUGCAAGUUCUGUAGCAUUCGGAAAUGUAAGGCUUCUUCAUUUGUGAUCAUGCACUUUUUUCCCUGCCUAUCGAAUAUAAACAAUAUGAAGUAGGUGCGGUGGUUGAGUGGGCUCUUACAUUAGAAGCAGCAUCAUUUUCAAAUUUGAGCAGUUCUACACAGGGAAGAUGUCAUGAAUAGUGUCGAUUUGAUUAUUUUUUGGUCGUCUUUCUCACCCUGCAGUUAACUUUUGGGAAGAAAAGGUGGGUACUUCAUUUCUUUGUUGAUUGUUGAGAGUUUGGAGAAUUUCCAGGCUUCAGCUAUAAGUUAAAAAAUUCCCGGUUGGCCAAAGUGAUGAGCUCUAUAGGAUAACUAAGAACGUAUUUUGUUUCUGUAUGGAUUGAAAUGACUUGCUGCAAUGUACUUGUGUGGAAUAUAAACUGUAUUUUUGUUUCCUUUGAAAAAGAAAAGACUUAUACGAAUAACAGUGGAUUGGCCAUAUUGAUACAGAUUUCAUCUUAUUUCAGUUUUAAUGUAAAUAAUUUCAUAUGA